UACUAUUUUAAAUUUUUUUUUAAUAUUAUUUUCGCCGUACAAAGAGGACGCUCGGAAUUCACCGGCCUGUCGGCUCCCAAGAGGGACCCGGGAAUUGUGCGGUCGCUUUUCUUCACCUGCUUUUUUUCUUUUUUUCUUUUUCUCUUUUUUUUUCUUUUUUUUUUUUUUUUGUUUGGUUGGUUGGUUGGUUGGUUGGUUUGGUUAUUUGUUUGUUUUGACUGGGGGCUUUUUAUUACUCUCCCUAUCCUUCCCCGCUGAGCAGCGGCGGCAGCAGCAGCAAUAUGGCUGGUGAUGGGCUUUUUGGGGGGCGCUGGCGGCGGGAGGAGCUCUCGGAAGCCCCUGCGCGCCCGGCUCGCUGUUAGCUAUGGCAAAUGGCAGCGGCGGCGGCUCCUACCCGGGCGGCAGCGGCAGCGGCAUUAGAAUGAGUAACAAUAUCAACGCCAACAAUCUCAACACAGACUCGUCCUCCUCCCCCGUCAAUGUGCCCAAGAUGGAUGCGCUCAUCAUCCCGGUGACCAUGGAGGUGCCCUGCGAUAGCCGCGGACAGCGCAUGUGGUGGGCUUUCCUCGCCUCAUCCAUGGUUACUUUCUUUGGGGGACUGUUUAUCAUCCUGCUGUGGAGGACCCUCAAGUACCUGUGGACUGUCUGCUGCCACUGCGGGGUCAAAAACAAGGAGGCCCAGAAGAUCAAUGGUGGUGGAGAUACACAGGCAGAUGGAGCCUGCAAACCAACAGAUGAAAAAGAGGAGAAUGUGGCAGCAGAAGUGGGAUGGAUGACGUCUGUGAAGGAUUGGGCAGGAGUCAUGAUAUCUGCCCAGACAUUAACUGGCAGAGUACUUGUUGUCUUAGUCUUCGCUCUUAGUAUUGGUGCUCUUGUAAUAUACUUCAUAGAUUCAUCAAACCCAAUAGAAUCCUGCCAGAAUUUCUACAAAGAUUUCACAUUACAGAUCGACAUGGCUUUCAAUGUGUUCUUCCUACUCUACUUCGGCUUGCGUUUUAUAGCAGCCAAUGACAAGCUAUGGUUUUGGCUAGAAGUUAACUCAGUGGUAGAUUUCUUCACGGUCCCUCCAGUGUUUGUGUCAGUAUAUUUAAACAGAAGUUGGCUUGGUUUAAGAUUUUUAAGAGCCCUUAGACUGAUACAGUUUUCAGAAAUCUUGCAGUUUCUGAAUAUACUUAAAACAAGUAAUUCCAUCAAGCUAGUGAAUCUGUGCUCUAUAUUUAUCAGCACGUGGCUGACAGCAGCUGGGUUCAUACAUUUGGUGGAGAACUCAGGGGAUCCAUGGGAAAAUUUCCAAAAUAAUCAACCGCUAACAUAUUGGGAAUGUGUUUAUUUGCUGAUGGUUACAAUGUCCACUGUUGGCUAUGGAGAUGUUUAUGCAAAAACAACCCUUGGUCGCCUUUUCAUGGUCUUCUUCAUCCUUGGGGGAUUGGCCAUGUUUGCCAGCUACGUCCCUGAAAUCAUAGAGUUAAUAGGAAACCGCAAGAAAUAUGGUGGUUCCUAUAGUGCGGUUAGUGGAAGAAAGCACAUAGUUGUCUGUGGUCACAUAACACUUGAAAGUGUGUCGAACUUCCUGAAGGACUUCCUGCACAAGGAUAGGGAUGAUGUCAAUGUAGAAAUCGUCUUUCUGCAUAAUAUCUCCCCUAACCUUGAGCUGGAAGCUCUUUUUAAGCGACACUUCACUCAGGUGGAAUUCUAUCAGGGUUCAGUCCUUAAUCCCCAUGACCUGGCGAGAGUGAAGAUAGAGUCAGCAGAUGCGUGCCUAAUCCUUGCCAAUAAAUACUGCGCUGACCCAGAUGCUGAAGAUGCCUCCAAUAUUAUGAGAGUUAUUUCCAUAAAGAAUUAUCAUCCGAAGAUAAGAAUUAUCACUCAGAUGUUGCAGUACCACAAUAAGGCCCAUCUACUAAAUAUCCCAAGCUGGAACUGGAAAGAAGGGGAUGAUGCAAUCUGUCUUGCUGAGCUGAAGCUGGGUUUCAUAGCCCAGAGCUGCCUGGCACCGGGCCUUUCAACAAUGUUAGCCAACCUCUUCUCUAUGAGGUCAUUCAUAAAGAUUGAGGAGGAUACGUGGCAGAAAUACUACCUGGAAGGAGUUGCAAAUGAAAUGUAUACAGAAUAUCUGUCUAGUGCCUUUGUGGGUUUGUCCUUCCCUGCAGUUUGUGAACUGGUGUUUGCGAAACUGAAGCUCUUAAUGAUAGCCAUAGAAUACAAGUCGGAGAAGCGCGAAAGCAGUAUAUUAAUCAAUCCUGGAAACCACGUCAAGAUUCAAGAAGGUACCUUAGGAUUCUUCAUUGCAAGUGAUGCCAAAGAAGUAAAAAGGGCAUAUUUUUACUGCAAGGCCUGUCAUGAUGACAUCACGGAUCCCAAAAGGAUAAAAAAAUGUGGCUGCAAACGGCUAGCCACAAGGAGAGCAAAGCACAUGGAAAGCAUGCCUGAUGUGGAAGGAAUGUAUGCAUUGCCUAACAUAUUGGAAAAAAAUUGUUCAAGAACAGUUUAUCCAUGUGAGAAUGUGACCUUUGAACUGCUGCCAAAGCCAAUGAGUCUGCUGAUUGAAGAUGAGCAGCCGUCGACACUAUCACCCAAAAAAAAGCAGCGAAAUGGAGGCAUGCGAAAUUCACCCAACUCCUCACCCAAACUGAUGAGGCAUGACCCCUUGUUAAUUCCUGGCAACGAGCAGAUUGAUAAUAUGGAUGCCAACGUGAAAAAAUACGACUCUACAGGGAUGUUUCAUUGGUGUCCAGCCAAAGACAUUGAAAAGGUUAUUUUGACUCGAAGUGAAGCAGCGAUGACAGUUUUAAGUGGGCAUGUAGUCGUUUGCAUAUUUGGGGAUGUUAAAUCUGCUUUGAUUGGAUUAAGAAAUUUAGUGAUGCCAUUACGAGCCAGCAACUUUCACUACCAUGAACUCAAGCACAUUGUGUUUGUGGGUUCACUUGAAUACCUGAGAAGGGAAUGGGAGACACUGCAUAACUUCCCCAAGGUUUCAAUCUUGCCUGGUACGCCAUUAAGUCGGGCUGAUUUAAGGGCUGUCAACAUCAACCUCUGCGACAUGUGCGUUAUCCUGUCAGCCAAUCAGAAUAAUAUUGAUGAUGCUUCGCUGCAGGACAAGGAAUGCAUCUUGGCGUCACUCAACAUCAAAUCUAUGCAGUUUGAUGACAGCAUUGGGGUCUUGCAGGCUAAUUCCCAAGGCUUUACACCCCCUGGGAUGGAUAGGACGUCUCCAGACAAUAGUCCAGUCCAUGGCCUUUUACGUCAACCCUCCAUUACAACAGGAGCCAACAUCCCUAUUAUAACAGAGCUAGCUAAGCCUGGCAAACUUCUGCCUUUGGUUUCAAUCAGUCAGGAAAAAAACAGUGGAACCCACAUUCUAAUGAUAACUGAACUGGUAAAUGAUUCAAAUGUUCAGUUCUUGGACCAAGAUGAUGAUGAUGAUCCCGACACAGAACUGUAUCUCACGCAGCCUUUUGCAUGUGGAACCGCAUUUGCUGUCAGCGUGCUGGACUCUCUCAUGAGCGCAACAUACUUCAAUGACAAUAUCCUCACACUGAUACGGACAUUGGUAACAGGAGGAGCCACACCAGAGCUGGAAGCACUGAUUGCUGAGGAAAAUGCAUUGAGAGGAGGUUACAGCACGCCCCAGACACUUGCAAACAGGGACAGGUGUCGAGUUGCUCAGCUGGCUUUGUAUGAUGGGCCAUUUGCAGACCUAGGGGAUGGAGGUUGUUAUGGAGAUCUGUUUUGUAAAGCACUGAAAACAUACAAUAUGCUUUGCUUUGGAAUUUAUCGAUUAAGGGAUGCACAUCUAAGUACUCCCAGCCAAUGCACUAAACGUUAUGUUAUCACAAACCCACCAUAUGAAUUUGAGCUUGUGCCGACGGACUUGAUCUUCUGUCUGAUGCAAUUUGACCACAACGCUGGCCAGUCCCGAGCCAGCCUUUCUCAUUCCUCCCAUUCCUCCUACUCUUCCAGCAAGAAGAGCUCAUCAGUUCACUCUAUCCCCUCAACAGCAAACCGACCGAACCGCACCAAGAGCAGGGAUUCCCGGGACAAACAGAAUGCAACAAGGAUGAAUAGAAUGGGCCAAGCAGAAAAGAAAUGGUUUACAGAUGAGCCGGAUAAUGCCUAUCCCAGAAACAUUCAAAUCAAGCCCAUGAGCACUCACAUGGCCAAUCAGAUCAAUCAAUAUAAAUCGACAAGCAGCUUGAUACCACCAAUACGAGAAGUUGAAGAUGAAUGUUGACUCCUUCGAAGCCAGAACUAUUUUUAUAAAGCCUGACAAACUUCAUGAAUGGUGAUGUGACAUUUAUUCCUCUUACUUGCUGAACCACUGAUGGAGAAGUUAAGAAGGGCACGCUUAAUGGGAAAAUAAAGUAGACAGAUCUUUGUUUGUCUGCCUUUAAUAUUGCUUCCACGUAUUUUGGAAAUUAUUUCAUUUAUAAAUUAACAUAAUCAAAACUAGUCAUGUAUAGCCUCUAGCAUUUUAAAUUAUUUUUAUUUAUUAAAAAAAAUAUAUUUUUUCUUUUUUUUUUUCAUUGUUAAGUAUUUUCCCUUAAAAAAAGGCAUAUGUGGCCAGACUCCUAAGAAUUAAAAAAUAUCAACAAACCCUCAGUCUUUGGCUUAAAGGAGAAUGAUGGUCACAGUUAUAAGGAUAUGUAAUUAAGAGAGACAAAAGAUAUAUUUGCAAAAAGAAAAAAAAAGGUCCAACUUGUAUUUUAGUAAAUCAAAAAAAAAAAAAAAAAAAGAAGAAAAAAAACCUACACUUCACCAAAAUGUUUCUUUAUUGGAAGGUGUGUAUUUUGUUCAGCAUUGACACCAGCUCUUAAUAAAUUGAACUUAUUUAUUUUCAGAGUUGAAAGUCAUAUUUUUAUACAUGUAACAUUCUUCUGAAAUAUUCUUUGUUUUGUUAACAUAUAUAGAUCAUCUUGACUACCAGUUGUGUGAAGGUGCAGUAACCCCCACACUGUGCCCUGCCCCUUCUCACGGUGGCACACCCAGCACCCUCGGGAACGCGCUGUGACACAGGCACAGGGAAUGUCACCACCCCAGCCAAGGGCCAUGGGCUUAAGGGGCACUUGCUAGAAAUGGCAAAUCUGGCAAUUGCACUUCACUUCCCAUUAGCCAUCAGCAGUUACUAAUUUCAGGAAGGCAAGCUUGGCAAUACUUCUUGUUUUGCCAUUAUUACAGUGAUUUAAUCCAGAGUGCAUAAAAUAGUGCAUAGAAGCAUCAGUUAUAAACCAUCUCAUCUACCACAUUUUGUUACUUCCUUACUUCACAA
Molecule: messenger RNA, 5266 nt
Organism: Vidua macroura (Pin-tailed whydah)
Lineage: Eukaryota; Metazoa; Chordata; Aves; Passeriformes; Viduidae
Gene: KCNMA1
Product: potassium calcium-activated channel subfamily M alpha 1
Exons: 31
Coding region: 365-4231 (1288 amino acids)
Biological process (GO): transmembrane transport; potassium ion transport
Cellular component (GO): postsynaptic membrane
Molecular function (GO): large conductance calcium-activated potassium channel activity
Source: RefSeq, a predicted model, not a curated record